GAAAAAAUACCGUUCCCGUAAGUAAGCUUGAAGGUACAGUAAGUAACUUUGGGAAAGCUGCAAGGAGAAAACAAACAACCAAUCGCUCCUGCCAUGUCACUCUUCAUCCACCCUCACUCAGUCAUUCGUUAAUUAUCAGUCAUUCUUUUUCUUCCCUCUUUUCCUUCGCUCGCUGCCCAUUCGGUCCUCUUCGUAUUUAUAACGAAGUGCGCUUCAUUCACUCCUUUACCCUUCCCUGUUGCCGAAUUUUUGUCUUAAUGUUUUUGGCUUUUCGGUGUUCUCAGACCACAUUCCUUUCUCACCAACUCCUUUUCCAGCAUUAUUCGCGUACCUCGUGUUGAUACAUCGACUGAUCCAAUAAUACCAUCGAUCAUCGUCCAAUCCUUUUGCUCCCCUCCGCUUCUUUCACCACCUUUGACCAAGGAUAAAAUUCAACCCCUAACCAUCUAGCGACCCUUUACAUUGCGGCCUGUCGUCGCGUACCUGGACAAUGAGGACCUCCUCACUGUUUAGGCCUGCGACGGCUGGCGUAUCGACUGUCCUCUACCUAGGCGCUCUACUCCAAUCGUGUUCCGCCUCUGGACUCUCGUUUACACCGGUCGCACAACCAGACUUAGAUCUGAAGCCCCUCGGACAGGUCGCUUUCACCGGAGACUUCGAUGCGGUCUCGUUUUACUCGUUCAAGGAACAGUCGGAAACGGCCUCGGUCAAGAACGGCUCCCAAUCGAUCCUUACGCCCCUCCCCAAUGGCAUCAUCACGACGCUGUCAACCUCCGAUGGCUAUAUUCAGGCCAUGUGCCCAUUCACCCAGAAGGAUGGAACGUAUGCGGGAAUCUUUGUGGGAGGAAACUUUACCAGCCUGGGAGGAGUGGAGACCCAGGGCGCAGCGUUGUUCAAUCCCGACACCAAAAGGGUGACGGCAUUGCCAGGUCUCUCAGGGUCGGUCUCCGCGGUAUUGUGCGACAAGGAAACGAACCGCGUGUACGUGGGCGGCGAAUUCAAAUAUGAGAAUACAUCGAACGCCGUCGCGUGGGUUGGCAAUGAAGGCUGGAAGAGCUUGGUUUUCGGUGGAUUCAACGGACCCGUCACCACGAUAUCGAAGUCCACCGACGACCACGUUAUAUUUGGCGGCUCGUUUGAUGGCAUUGGCAAUUCGACAUCGUCUAAGAAGAAUCAGCAAACCGUCAAUAUACAAAACGCUACCAUUACUUCCGACGCCGUCUCUUCCAAGAGUGGCUAUAGUGAUCCUCGAAAUAUCAUCUGUCAGACGAGUGGGGAUGAUGGUGAAGGGAAGACAUGGCUUUUGGCGGAUAACUCUCCGGGCUACUGGCGUGCGGACAUGCGGUUCGGAUACAACCCAACAAAAAUUCGUCUGUAUAACACCCACCUGGACGGAAGGGGUACAAAGAACUUUUUGCUCAGGAGGCUACCGGACAAUGGCAUUAUGAACCUCACCUACACUGACCCAGAUACUGCAGAAGACGUCUACUGCGACCAGAACUGUUUGCUCUCCGAUAAGAAAGACGAGAAAUAUCGGGAAUUCAAGUUCGUGAACAGCGUCGGCAUGAAGGGCUUCCAGAUAGAAGUCCUGACCUGGUACGGAGACGGUGCUGGUCUUAAUGGAAUCGAACUUCUGCAAGAUGACAUCUUUGCUUAUGCUAUCAACGAUUUCAACGAGCCGACAUGUGCCGACCUCAAGUACCCGUCCAAGGCGACGCACUCGGGUUCGUGGACUUCGACUGAGUCCGAUCAGAGCCAAUCCGACUACCUAACGGCGAAGGUCAGCGACUCCACAGCGUCUGAUACUUCCGUUGUCUUCGAGCCAGACGUUAAGCAGUCUGGAAAUUAUUCCGUGGUUGUUUAUACGCCCGGUUGUACCCAGGAUGGCACCUGCGGUUCGCGCGGUAUUGUCAACGUUACCGCGACUCUGAAGAGCAACAGUAAAUCGGCAGAGCCUAUCCAAAAAACAAUUCACCAGACCAAUUUGAACGAUAAAUAUGACACCCUCUACACGGGCCAUGUGGAUUCCAGCGAUGGUUCUUUCCGACCCAGCGUAACCAUAACUCCAGUAGCAGGCCAGGGGGACGUAACUAUUGUUGCUUCUAGGGUUAAGUUUGCGCUUAUUCGGGCGUCAGAUGGCCUGGAUGGAGAGUUGAACGGCCUCUAUGACUUUGACCCCGCCGCGAAAAGCACCAAUGCCAAUUUUACCCAGUCCGCGGUUAAUCGCGCUGGGCUGCAAUUGGACGAAAAUGCCACUGUAAGGAGCCUAGUAUUCCAUGACGGUGUGAUGUACGCAGGCGGAAAUUUCUCGAGCUCGGGGAUUAAGAAUAUCCUGGCUUUGAAGGACGAGGGAAACGCAACGGCUAUGCAGCAAGGUGGGUUGAACUCGGAAGUGGCUUCGAUGACCGUGUUGGACGAUCUUUUGUACGUUGGAGGAAACUUCACAGAUACUUCUGACCGUAGUAACAGCGAUUUGAAACAUGUUGCAGCCUAUUCGUUUGGCUCUAAAACUUGGUCAGCGUUGGGAGGAGGUGUCAAUGGGCCUGUCUAUAAGGUUACUUCGCUUACGCUUAACAUCUCCACGGAACUCAAUGAGACGACGAUCGCCGUGAGCGGCGACUUCAACCAGUUACUUGCCUUCGAUGACAACCCGCUCACUAACGUCACUGGCUUCGCCGUUUGGGUGCCGUCCCGGAAGAAUUGGCUGCCAAAUUUGAAUGUCACCCAGAUGGCCUUCACCGGUCAGUUGUCGGCUUGCACCAAAGUGGACAACACGACUGUUAUUGCCGGGACUCUGUCUUCAGCAGGAAUUGCUGCGGCAGGUGCCGCGAACCUACUUCAUGAGGGUCCACUGAACAUCAAGCCACUGUUCGCCAAUGCGAACUUUUCGGGGCAGACUUACGCUGGGGUUUAUGAUACGAGCUCCAAACGUAACCUCACCAUUUUGGGAGGCCACUUUACAACUACUGGGAGUGACGGGUCUUCCGUGAAGAACCUUGCUCUGGUUGAUGGCAAGGCAGGUACGAUCAAGGGUCUUGGGCCAGGAGCGGACAGCAACUCUACGUUCCUGGCCUUGACUGUCUGGAAAGAUAAACUAUACGCAGGAGGAAACGUCACUGGUACUGUAGGCGACUCUAAUUUAAACGGAUUCAUCAUAUACGACCUCCAAAAUGGAACCAUCGCGCAGAAACAACCUCCGCGGUUCACAGGGGGCACAGUGACCGUUAAUUCCAUCGCCGCUCGUCCUGACUCGAAUGAGAUCUAUUUCGGGGGCCAGUUCGAAAAAGCUGGAGCUCUUCCUUGCCCAGGUGUUUGCCUUUACGACGCCGCGGAACACCAGUGGAACAGACCCGGUGCGACUCUAGCUGGCGAUGUUUUAGCACUGAAGUGGAUGUCCAAUAAAAAGCUACUCGCCGUCGGUAAUCUCACCAUUGAGGGCAAUAGUUCGGUAAUUGCGACGUACACUCCGAAAAAGCAGAGUUGGGAAUCCUGGACAAUUGCCUCUGAAAUCCCGGGAACUGUGACUGCAUUCACCCCUGCCAGUGUGGAUGUGUCCAACUUCUGGCUGGCAGGAGCUUCCACCAACGGCUCCGGCUUUCUUGCCAACUAUGAUGGGUCGAAGUUCCAAUAUGCCGGGGAUAUCUUUGGCAAGGGCACUACGAUUCGCAGCCUUGAAGUUCUUCCCCUCUCGAAGGAUCAUUCCGACGUUAGCUUUCUGCACGACGACCAGAUCCUCUUGGUUACCGGUCAACUGGUGAUCCCUAACUUUGGCAACGCGUCCGCAGCACUCUUCAACGGAACCGACUUAACUCCUUUCAUGCUUAGCUUGGAUGCCGACGGUCAACCGGGCAGCAUGGCCCAAUUAUUCUACGAGAAAGAGAAUCCUUACAGCAGCGAAGUCGGUAAACAUCGCUCCAAUGGGAUCGUUGUCUUGAUUUCAUUCUGCUGUGCACUUGGCGCGGUGUUCUUGAUUGUCAUCGCCGGGGUGAUUUUCAAUAAGAUCCAGCGACGCCGUCAAGGCUACAUGCCGGGACCGCAGGCGUACGGGACCGAUCGGCCGUCCAGCAUGCGGCGACUACCUCCGGAGUACCUGUUUAGCACUCUGAAAUCACCAAACCCGGGCACCCCGGCGAUAUGAACGCCUGAACAUCGUAUCUAAAUUGGGAUUUGAUUUGGACAUGUCAGAACGGCGUUGGGAAGAAAACCGUCUUAUACCCGUAAUCUAAUUCGUUUUAUCUGCUUUACAUCUCUCUCUGCUAUUCUUGUGGCCGGGAGUUACCCCUGGCGCUUUCUUCUGCCUCGGGGCCAUCCUUUUAGUGUGUUUGUUCAUCUACGUUUGACCGGAUAAGGACUUGUGGAUAGAUCUCCUUGGCGGUCCCGUCGUAUCUUUUAUGAGCUGUUUUGUUGUUAUUGAUGUGUGUACUGUACUAUAGUCCUGGACCCGGGAGGCUUUUACCCUGUUUCGAAGGGUUGCUCGGCGGACAUGUACAUAACUUGCGCGAGGUCGCGGUAACGACCAUAAUGUUAAGUAGUGAUCUUCUUUUCU
This is a messenger RNA of Aspergillus alliaceus, 4546 nucleotides long. Its product is annotated as putative cellular morphogenesis protein (Rax2). Gene Ontology annotation, biological process: positive regulation of establishment of bipolar cell polarity regulating cell shape. Gene Ontology annotation, cellular component: plasma membrane of growing cell tip. The transcript is spliced from 3 exons. Lineage: Eukaryota; Fungi; Ascomycota; Eurotiomycetes; Eurotiales; Aspergillaceae. Bases 491 to 4138 code for a protein of 1215 amino acids. The record is from RefSeq and is a predicted model, not a curated record. Gene Ontology annotation, molecular function: protein binding.